CAGUUCAGCCCAUUUCUUGAAGACGCUGACAAUGACGAGCAGCAAAAUGCAAUCAACGGCGGAGACAGCGCCGCGAGUAAUUACACAUCCUUUAUCUUUUUACAGUUUUCCUGAUUUACCAGUAGAGUUGCGGCUAAGAAUCUGGCGCUACUCUUUCCUCCCCCGCUGCGUUGAACUGCAUGCCCGCAGAUCACACUAUGCCGAUAAUUUCCAACACGGAGGCAUACCAAAAUGGCAAAGUCGAUGCUACAAUCCCGCUGCACUGGCAGUAAAUCUUGAGGCGAGAUCUGCAGCAAUAGACCUUUAUCGUGUCAAACUCCCCCUUGCAACGGUUGCUCCAUAUGAGCAUGCUGGCGAUGACAUAAACGACCCUCAUCGCGUCUUAUACAUCAACCCUGCUAUCGACACCGUCGCUAUACUGGGUGACCUAGACUACAGCAGAGUCUCACAACUUCUGACUGGCUUGCGAGCUAGUGAUCCAGAUGGAAUCGGUUUGCAGAAUUUUGCUGUCAGUGCCAGCUGGACGUAUCAUGAGGGAGCUGGUGACACGAUCAGGAUGCUAGUCAAGCACAUGUUUCCGGAGCUCCAACAGAUGACCGUGUUUAUGUAUGAUGAGAAAAUGCCUCCGGCGGACUGGGGUGGUGGAACGUGUGAGCUGCGAGAUUGUAGCCAUACAGACUACUAUAAACGCUACGCAAUGGGACGAGGCCGACAAAUGAGGGAUGGUGAUGGGUGGAUGGUAAUUGGGAGGAAGGAGUUACAGGUAAAGGAGCUGAGAUUUAGGCAUGGAUGGUAGUCGACGUCGAUUCAGUGAGAGUUAGAGCUCAAUAUAGCUCAAUAUAGCUCAACGAGAUAUCAAGUCAAUACCCCAUCAGCAAGGAUAAGUCUCUCAAUUUAAUACAGGCAAAGAGACUAACAAGACUCUUAUUGUUAUGUGCUAAUAA
Molecule: messenger RNA, 944 nt
Organism: Fusarium verticillioides 7600
Lineage: Eukaryota; Fungi; Ascomycota; Sordariomycetes; Hypocreales; Nectriaceae
Exons: 1
Coding region: 32-796 (254 amino acids)
Source: RefSeq, a predicted model, not a curated record